GGCGGAGAACAACUGCUGCUCUCCUGGUUGCUGACCAACACUUCGAAGAGAGAGGGCACACUUUAGGACACUCUGAAUAGACUCGAUAGGAAGUCUUGAGCACUUCAAAAGACUCUAGAUGCCCAUGGGAUAUUCUAUAAGAAUUCCGAAUGGUCCCCAGUUUUGAAAAAUUCGAUAUCAGCUAUAAGAAUUUUUAGGAGACUCGAAGACUUGAGAAGCCUUUUUACUUUAUUUUUUAGGAUAACUAUUUGUUUUUCUAUUCAUGUUUCUUAUAUUUUCAAACCAAAGUUGUGGGAUGCUGAAGGAGGAACUUCCUUUCUUCUAGUACUCAAGGUCUGGCGUUGACAUUCCACCUCUUUCACAUCGUGUUAAACCGCCUACAGUAGGCCACUAAACCCAAACCCAACCCACCAGCGAAUCACUACAAGACAACUUACGGAACUGCAGAACUACAGAACCUCCAAGUGGUCCCCUCGCAGUGGUCGCCAUGAGCGAUAGCAGCAGCAGCAGCGCCCCGGGGGCGCGGCCUUCCUUUGCCCGCGUGGCCAAGAAGGUUCGCUGUGCGGCGGCGGUGGCCAGCCUGGCAAAGAGCUGGCAGGGCUGGGCCAACGUGCACUCGGAGCAGCAGGAGACCAUCCCCAGCGGCUGGAUGCCCGACUCUCUGGAGGUCGGGGACUCGAAGGAGCAACACACCCGCGCGGUGAAGAAGCUGCUGGUAGCGCCCCGUGUCGCCUCCGCAGACGCCGACGACGGCGGUAAGAUCCGCAGCGGGGCCGUGACCAAGAGUGUCCCGCUGAGACGCAGCGAGUGCAGCAGCGGAGACCUCAUCAGCUCCAUCCUGGGCAAGAUGGAGACCGGUCCCGCCGAGUUUAAACCGCUCGCGGGCAGCGAGUCGCCCACCCGGCGUCGCCAGAUGAGGGCGCUGCAGAACGGCGCUGGGGCCGGGGCAGGAAGUGGAGCCCUCCAGGAGAGGAAGUUGAUGCUUCAGGAUAAAUCGCUGGGCUCGCGGAGCAGCAGCCUGGACACGGAGGACAGCGGGCUGGGGGAGGAGGUGGGGCUUAGCGACCACAGCGAAUCAAAGAGGGAGUUGAGUAACGGGCUCCUGAAGAAGCCAAUCGACAGGCCCAAGAUCAAGGUGACCACCACGGGGGACAUCCGGAACCGCUGGCAGCAGUGGUCGGUGAAGCACAUUGAGGGCCAGAAGCUUAACCCCUUCAGCGAGGAGUUUGACCAUGACCACGCCAUGGCCCAGCGGCUGCAGAAGGGCGACAGCGGCUACGGCAAGCCCAAGGAGGGCUCCAAGACGGCGGAGCGCGGCGAGCGGGCGCAGCGGCACGUGCACAAGGAGAUGGAGGAGAUGGUGUGGAUCAUCCAGGAGAUGGGCGACAAGGACCGGCAGGGGAACACCGUGGUGACCUUCGGACGGCUGUUCGACCGCUACGUCAAGAUCUCCGACAAGGUGGUGGGCAUCCUGCUACGCUGCCGCAAGCACAAGAUGCUGGAGUUUGAGGGCGAGAUGCUGUGGAAAGGACAGGACGACCACGUGGUCAUCUCCGUCCGGGAAUGAGCCUGAGACGGGAGGAGCCUGGAGGGGAAUCCUUGGUUGUGAUUGUUGACUUAAGCCAUAAGAGCCCACAAAGCACACAUAUUUUGUUUAUAUUUAUAGCGCAACCCAAUAGAUCCCAGCAAAACACACCUAGCGCCUUUUUUUGAUUGCUUUGUGUAGGACUGAUAUCUGUUUUGGACAUGAAAAUGAAACAUUGUGUCAUAUGUCACGCUUGAGGCUUUAGACAUCUCGAGAUGAUCGUAGCUCGGAGAACAGGUGAUGCAACUGCGUAAAUGUUUGUGCCUUGGCCUUGCUGUUACGAAUGUUAUUUUUCUUGCAUUUUUGACGUAGAGCUGAACGUCGUCGGCGUACAAGAGAACAUAAAUACGCACACACAUGAGGGUUUCUGCCAGUGCAGAUAGAUCGUCUGGUGGUGGAGGAUGCAUCUGUAGCACGCUGGUUAUGGAGUCAGCUUAGAUCCCAGCUGUGAAUUCAAGCAAUACAGGCUGCAGGGAAGACCAUCAAGGACAGGAGUAGAAGUUUACAGAAUUUGGGAGGCCAUGCAGAAAUCAAUCAGUGCUGAGAAUCAAUAGUGAGAAAAAUCUGUGUUUCGGUGUUUGUCUUUCUCUGAGUGUCCAUAUCUUUUUAUUCACGAAUACACACACACACACACAUGCACGCGCGCACGAACACAAAUACCCAUACUCGUGCACACACAAACACACACACACACACAUGGUCCAGUCAUUAGAGUGUAUCAUGUAGCUAACAGAUCAACUGGUGGACGGAAAAUAUCUGCAACAGUCUAGGCUUGCUGGAAAACGACUUUGAAAUAUAAGACAAGCAGACGUAUUACAUGGAUGGAACGAAAAGUAAUACCGUCCUAUUUUCCAAGUCAUGAACCAUAAAGAUCCAACAUGUGGAAUGCUAACCAUGUUAAACCUGAUAAUCAUGCUACAAUCUACAAUCUAAGGGUAUUCCGCACGAGGUUGCUUAAUUAAAUAGACUUCAAUUCUAAAUCUAAGCACCACUCUACAAUACUACUUAAACUGGGCCAAAUAAACAUAGAAAGCGAUUAAAAUUGAAUUUGAAUAAAUCUAGAAAAAAUGUUAAACACACUAAAACUGAUUAAACUAAUCUUGAAUACUUCUUUAACUCAGUAUUAAGAAUAUGAAUUAAACUGACCUCAACUGUAGAAUAUGACAGAAAAACCUGACUUAAACUGACCUCAACUGAUCCUCAAUGUCUUUGCACUCUGAGCCAGGGAACAGCCGAGAAUUACGUUUACUGAUUUAUUUUCUUUGGGAGAUGUUAACUAUAUUUGUGCAGUAUUUUAGUAAACUAAUUGAUGCAACGCGAGAAGAACAAGAAGAAAGAACUUUAAGGUCAUGUAUGAGGUUAUUGCUGAGAUGAUCAAGCAUCAAUGUAUAGGUUAUAGUUCAUAGAUACAAUCAUUUAUAUGUGAGAAUCAGAUGUGGCCUUGCAAAUACAGAUUAUAUUAUCGAUGUUACUUUUUAACUUUAUAUCAAUAAGUGGAAUUUUUGUUAUUGGCUUUGUGAUUUAGGUAGAGCUGCACACAUCCUCAUCCACACAAGACCGUGACUUGAGUUCAGAGCAGAGUAGUAAACAAACUAAUUGAUGAGAAUCGCAAGACAUAUGAAUUUGCAUAUGUCUUUUUUGUUAACCACCCCUUUAAAUGUAUUUUCUUUCAAAAUGAAAGUGUGGGAUUCUUCUUACAGAAGUAAUCAACCAUAGAGGUCACUACCAAUACAUAUAUUAUAUAUAUAUAUAAUAGAAAAUAGGAUUAAAGCUUACACCUAGACAAGAAGGUCUGGGGUGAGAUGGAGCUUUAUAUUUUUCUGUUUGAGUUGCUGUGGUUGUGGUGUUGAAACUGUUAAAUUAUUGAAUGCAGUCAAUAAAGAAUCACAAUGAGGGCAUGGUGUCUUUUUAUAUUU
Messenger RNA from Gadus chalcogrammus (walleye pollock), 3501 nucleotides. RefSeq names its product actin binding Rho activating protein a (gene abraa). The transcript has 2 exons. Gene Ontology annotation, molecular function: actin binding. Bases 488 to 1567 code for a protein of 359 amino acids. The record is from RefSeq and is a predicted model, not a curated record. Gene Ontology annotation, cellular component: sarcomere. NCBI's taxonomy places the organism in Eukaryota, Metazoa, Chordata, Actinopteri, Gadiformes, Gadidae. Gene Ontology annotation, biological process: positive regulation of Rho protein signal transduction; positive regulation of transcription by RNA polymerase II.